AUGGUUUUGGCAGAUUUGGGUAGAAGAAUUCGUGUUGCUAUUGGUAAACUUGGCCAAGCAACUGUAAUUAAUGAGGAUGAAGUUAAAUCUAUGUUAAAUGAAGUAUGUGCUGCAUUACUUGAGUCAGAUGUUAAUAUUAGAUUAGUUAAAAAAUUAAAAGAUAAUUGUUUUAAAAAAAUUAAUAAUGAAGAACUUCUUGGGGGUGUAAAUAAACGUCGUGUCAUUCAAAAAACGGUUUUUCAAGAAUUAUUAGCAUUAGUUGAUCCUGGAAUAGCUCCAUAUACACCAUUAAAAGGAAGGCCCAAUGUUAUUAUGUUUGUUGGUCUUCAAGGUGCUGGUAAAACAACAACAUGUACAAAGAUGGCAUAUUAUUAUCAAAAAAAAGGAUGGAGAACGUGCCUUGUUUGCGCUGAUACAUUUCGUGCUGGUGCUUUUGAUCAAUUAAAACAAAAUGCAACAAAAGCACGUAUACCAUUUUAUGGUAGUUAUACUGAAAUGGAUCCUGUUGUUAUUGCAGCCGAUGGUGUAGAUAAAUUCAAAAAAGAAGGAUUUGAAAUUAUUAUUGUUGAUACAUCUGGUAGGCAUAAACAGGAAGCUUCUUUGUUUGAAGAAAUGCUUCAAGUAUCUAAUGCAAUUAAUCCAAAUAAUGUUGUUUUCGUUAUGGAUGCUUCAAUUGGUCAAGCUCUUGAAGCUCAAGCAAAGUCAUUCCAUGAAACAGUUCCUGUAGGAUCUGUUAUUAUUACAAAAUUAGAUUCACAUGCAAAAGGUGGUGGUGCAUUAUCAGCUGUUGCUGCAACUGGAAGUCCUGUUAUAUUUAUUGGUACUGGAGAACAUAUAGAUGAAUUUGAAACAUUUAAACCUAAACAAUUUAUUUCAAAACUUCUUGGUAUGGGAGAUUUAGAAGGAUUAGUUGAGAAAGUUUCAGAAAUUUCUAAUAUGCAAGAUAGUGCGGAACUACUGAAACGAAUUAAAGGUGGUAUAUUUACACUUCGUGAUAUGUAUGAACAAUUUCAAAAUAUUCAAAAAAUGGGUCCAUUUAAUCAAAUUAUGGGAAUGAUUCCUGGUUUUGGACCAGACUUUUUAUCGAAAGGAAAUGAACAAGAAAGUCAAAAUAGAUUAAAAAGGAUGAUGACAAUAAUGGAUUCAAUGGCAGAUAAAGAAUUAGAUCAUCCAAAAGCAACUGAGUUAUUUCAAAAAGAAAGUACUCGUGUUACCCGUGUUUCUAAAGGUAGUGGUACAACAGAAAUUGAAGUUGUAGAAUUAUUAAAUCAAUAUAAAAAGUUUGCUGAUCUAAUUAAAAAAAUGGGUUCAAUGAAAGGUUUAUUCAAGGGAGGUGAUAUGAAUCCAAUGAAUAUGAAUCCUAAUCAAAUGAUGGCUCUCAACAAACAAAUGUCGAAAAUGAUAGAUCCACGAAUGCUACAACAAAUGGGUGGUAUGGCUGGUUUACAGAAUUCUAUUUUCCAAAAUAAAGCUUUUCAGAAGUUUAAAAAGUAA
Molecule: messenger RNA, 1494 nt
Organism: Strongyloides ratti
Lineage: Eukaryota; Metazoa; Nematoda; Chromadorea; Rhabditida; Strongyloididae
Product: BcDNA.GM09489
Exons: 2
Coding region: 1-1494 (497 amino acids)
Biological process (GO): SRP-dependent cotranslational protein targeting to membrane; SRP-dependent cotranslational protein targeting to membrane, translocation
Cellular component (GO): signal recognition particle, endoplasmic reticulum targeting; cytosol
Molecular function (GO): ATP hydrolysis activity; GTPase activity; GTP binding
Source: RefSeq, a predicted model, not a curated record